AAGUCAUUGAUGAAAACAAAGAUAAGUCAGAUUAUAGUCAACUUGUUAAAAAAGGAAGUUUAUUGAUUGAAAUAUGUGACACAGGCAUUGGCAUGGAUCCAGCAUAUAUAAAAUAUGCCUGGAAAAGCUUUUCACAAGGAGACAUGUCAAUAACUAAAAUGCAGUAUGGUGCAGGACUUGGUCUCUCAAUUUGCAAAAAUUUAGUAGAAAUUAAUGGAGGAGAAAUUAAAGUAGAAAGUGAGUUAGAAAAAGGAA
Molecule: messenger RNA, 255 nt
Organism: Racocetra persica
Lineage: Eukaryota; Fungi; Glomeromycota; Glomeromycetes; Diversisporales; Gigasporaceae
Source: the annotation of a GenBank genome assembly